Molecule: messenger RNA, 285 nt
Organism: Henningerozyma blattae CBS 6284
Lineage: Eukaryota; Fungi; Ascomycota; Saccharomycetes; Saccharomycetales; Saccharomycetaceae
Gene: QCR8
Product: ubiquinol--cytochrome-c reductase subunit 8
Exons: 1
Coding region: 1-285 (94 amino acids)
Biological process (GO): mitochondrial electron transport, ubiquinol to cytochrome c
Source: RefSeq, a predicted model, not a curated record
AUGGGUGGACCAGAAGCUAAGACUUACAUGGGUUGGUGGGGCCAUUUGGGCUCACCAAAGCAAAAGGGUAUCACCUCUUAUGCUGUUUCUCCAUACGCUCAAAAACCUUUGAACGGAGCCUUCCAUAACGCCUUCUUCAACUCAUGGCGUCGUUUCAGAUCACAAAUAUUGUUUGUUGCCAUCCCAGCAGGUAUAUAUUGGGCUUGGUGGUGUAACGCCAGAGAUUAUAACGAAUAUUUAUACACCAAAGAAGGUAGGGAAGAACUGGAGAGAGUCAGUAAUUAA